This is a messenger RNA of Leptinotarsa decemlineata (Colorado potato beetle), 1447 nucleotides long. RefSeq names its product neprilysin-2. NCBI's taxonomy places the organism in Eukaryota, Metazoa, Arthropoda, Insecta, Coleoptera, Chrysomelidae. The record is from RefSeq and is a predicted model, not a curated record. Gene Ontology annotation, cellular component: plasma membrane. Gene Ontology annotation, molecular function: metalloendopeptidase activity. Gene Ontology annotation, biological process: protein processing.
UGACAAUGCGACACAUCAAUAACACUGAUAAAUGUGCCAGUAUACCCAUCAAUAUGUUCAACAAAAAGUAUGGUGUCAUAGAAUGGAAAACAUUUUUUGAAGGAUUGGCUUCCAAAACAUUCACGGGGAAUGAACUGGUAGAAAUUUAUAAUGUAGAGUUUAUGAAUGGAAUUUUCUCACAUAUGAAGAAUUAUGAUGAAAGGGGUCUUGUGGAAUUACUUCAAGAAUUUUCAAGUUUUCAGUUUUAUACACACUUUCUUCGACACUACAAUGAUAGAACACUUUUCUGCAUGGAUCUUUCCCAGCAGCUGAUGCCUGACGUCACAACUGUAAUACUUUACGACGUGAAGGGUUCACUCCAAAUAAAUAACUCAUUAUCCAAUCUCAAGAAAAUAUUCGAUGAUGUCAAAAAUAUUCUCAAAAAUUUUCUCAGUGAAUCAUCCUUAGACGAUGAUACAAAAAGUUCAUACGAAAAGAAACUGAGUAAACUGGAAUUGGGUUUAAUACGAUCUGGUGACAGAAACAGAACACAUAAUAAUUACCUGUCCUUGGUUGUGACGAAAAACUACACGACAAAUCUCCAGAAUCUUCUUAAAAACUAUAGAAGGACAUUAUUUUCUUUUGUGGGGAACAAGUCAUCUGCGGAAACAUUAUUGAAUUUUUUCGUUGGUCCAUUUACCAAUACACCAAAGACGUUUUAUCCCAGCAACUUUGUAGUUUGGCACCCACCACUAUAUGAUGAACAAUAUUUCUAUCUCUCCAAUUAUUUGGGAGUAGCAAAAAUUGGAUUACUCUUAGCCCAGGAAGUAGCUAAGCACUUUGAUCCUAUUGGUAGAUUAUUCAGAACAGGUGACGUUUCUACUUCGAGCAAUGAUUAUUACUCAAUGAUCAUUUCUAACACAGAAAAAAUUCUGUAUGAAUAUUACUUGAAAACACCAUAUACUUUUCAUGGAACAUCUAUUGAUUUUUUGAGCAUUAACGGAUCGCACUUCAUUAAUGAAAUGAUUGCUGACUACACUGCUUUUCGAAUCAGUACCCAUUAUUUUGAAACCAAUACGAUACGAGAGAGACUCCCAUGGAUUUUUAAUAACAUCACCGAAGAACAAAUAUUUAUUAUCGCUGCUGCACAAGAGUUUUGCGGAAGAUACUCCAAAGCUGAGUUCCUCAGGAAUAUACUUGAAGGGAGACGACUACCAUUUCCGAUCAAAAUACAGAAUAUGAUGAGCAACUCUCCGUCUUUCUCAAAGGCAUUUAAGUGUAGUGAUGGAUCAGCGAUGACCCUAGAUAGUUCUGUGAUGGUACAAUUCCCCUAUAAAUCUGAAGCUAUCUACUAUGAAUAUGAAGAACCAUCUCUCAGUAACGAUUUCUAAUGAGAAUCUACAGUGUCACCGAUAAAGUCCGCAUCAAAUGGGAAGCUUUUUUUUUAUCGUUUUAUGUGAAAUUUGAU